UGGCCUUUUCCCCCUUCCUUUUCGGGCGUAAUUAACCACACAACACACAAGGCUACUUUUUUCUCAACAUUUACAAAAACACACACAACACACACUUCCUUCUUCAGUAACUGUGUCUUGGCUCCAUUUGAGUUGAAAACGCAAUCAAGAAGCUCUUUGCUCUGUUUCUUUUCGUGGGCUGUUCUUGUUUUUUAUUAUCUCGAAAGUGUUUUUAGUUUUCGCUAGAGGUGGUUAGUUUUAGGUAAUUAAUGGCGACGAUUCCGUUACCAAGUGGUGGAAAUGGGAUGUCUUGGUUGAAAUCCGAUACAACUCGGGCUGUAUCAGACCGUUUUGCGUCGGUCAAGAACGUUAAUGACUUGUUCUUCAGCUCUUCUGGACUAAAAGGUGGAAGAAAAAUACUUGCUCGAACAAAGAUUCUUGCUGUUAAAUCCUCGGAGCGGAUUCAGUCUGCUAAUAAAAGCAAUAGUAGUGGUACUAGUAACAACAACUUCCCCUCUUUAAAUGGCCCUGCAACCACUCUGUCUAGGGAUUUUGCUUUGGACCAGACAACAAUGGAUGCCAAUCCUUGGAGAAAAACAAAGAUAGUAUGCACGAUUGGUCCUUCAACAAGUUCUCGUGAAAUGAUCUGGAAACUGGCAGAAACAGGAAUGAACGUAGCCCGUUUAAAUAUGUCGCACGGAGACCAUGCAUCUCACCAAAAAACAAUUGAUCUGGUUAAGGAGUACAAUGCUCAGUUUGAUAGCAAGGUUAUAUCAAUUAUGCUGGACACCAAGGGACCUGAGGUCAGAAGCGGAGAUGUGCCGCAGCCAAUCCUCCUCAAAGAGGGACAAGAGUUUAAUUUCACCAUUAAAAGAGGAGUUUCAACGGAAAAUACUGUUAGUGUUAACUAUGAUGACUUUAUAAAUGAUGUGGAGGUUGGGGAUAUACUACUAGUUGAUGGGGGAAUGAUGUCAUUAGCAGUGAAAUUAAAGACAAAGGAUUUAGUAAAAUGUGAAGUAGUCGAUGGUGGAGAGCUGAAAUCAAGAAGACAUUUAAAUGUGCGUGGGAAAAGUGCAACUCUACCUUCAAUAACAGACAAAGACUGGGAAGAUAUCAAGUUUGGUGUGGAUAACCAAGUUGAUUUCUAUGCUGUUUCUUUUGUGAAGGAUGCAAAGGUGGUCCAUGAAUUGAAAGAUUAUCUUAAAAGCUGCAAUGCUGAUAUUCAUGUCAUUGUGAAGAUUGAAAGUGCCGACUCUAUACCAAAUCUUCAUUCUAUCCUUACUGCAUCUGAUGGGGCAAUGGUGGCCCGUGGCGACCUUGGAGCUGAACUUCCAAUUGAGGAAGUCCCUCUGUUGCAGGAGGACAUUAUUAAAAGGUGUCGCAGCAUGCAGAAACCGGUGAUUGUAGCAACUAAUAUGCUGGAAAGCAUGAUUGAUCACCCAACCCCAACAAGGGCUGAAGUUUCAGAUAUAGCCAUUGCAGUGAAAGGGGGUGCUGAUGCAGUAAUGCUUUCAGGAGAAACUGCUCAUGGAAAAUAUCCAUUGAAGGCUGUUAAAGUAAUGCAUACUGUGGCACUAAGGACUGAGUCAAGCCUACUAACCAGUAUAGCUCCUCCAAGUCAAUCUUCUGCAUACAAGGGCCAUAUGGGAGAAAUGUUUGCUUUUCAUGCAACCACAAUGGCUAAUACACUUGCUACCCCAAUCAUUGUUUUUACAAGAACAGGGUCCAUGGCUAUUCUUUUAAGUCAUUAUCGGCCUUCCUCAAUAAUAUUUGCUUUCACAAAUAAUGAGAGGGUGAAGCAACGGCUGGGUCUUUAUCAAGGUGUGAUGCCCAUAGAUAUGGAAUUUACAGAUGAUGCAGAAGAGACCUUUUCUCGAGCAUUGAAACUUCUAUUGAUUAAGAACCUGAUGAAGGAGGGAGAAUUUGUUACUCUUGUCCAAAGUGGAGCGCAGCCAAUCUGGCGUCGGGAAUCUACUCAUCAUAUUCAAGUUCGUAAAGUCCAAGGUUAAUUCAUGUAUUUUUCAAUUUGUUGAAUAGAGAGUAUAUUGGAUAGUUAAACAUCGAGAUUGCAGUUUUCUGUUUCUUUCUUUGUGGCUUUUGUCAUACGAGUUUUUGUUGCUACUGUAAAAUUAGUGAAGCUUCUAAGCUUCUAAAAGAAACAGAGUUUUGUUGCUCUUAUAUGUGCUGGUUUACAAAUUCAUUGUCCUAUCAUUUGCAAUAGUUAUAUGAUUCUGGAACCUUUAAAUGGGUUUUGUUCU
Molecule: messenger RNA, 2237 nt
Organism: Coffea eugenioides
Lineage: Eukaryota; Viridiplantae; Streptophyta; Magnoliopsida; Gentianales; Rubiaceae
Product: pyruvate kinase isozyme G, chloroplastic
Exons: 12
Coding region: 249-1988 (579 amino acids)
Biological process (GO): glycolytic process
Cellular component (GO): cytoplasm; chloroplast stroma
Molecular function (GO): pyruvate kinase activity; potassium ion binding; magnesium ion binding
Source: RefSeq, a predicted model, not a curated record